AUGACCUCUGGUGGAGAAAACAAACAGCUCUCUCCCCUCUCAACAUUUCCUCGUUUCUCAGACCUCGCCAUCGAGCUUCGGAUUCAAAUAUGGCAGGACGCCCUCCACUCCGCAACAACCAACCGUGCGAUUCCCGUCGCAAUCAACCACCACCCUGCAGUAACAAUGCAUUCCUGCAUCCCCCUUCUCGGAAGCUUUUGCGGCCAACAUAGCCAUUGCCCGUCGUACAAUUUUGAUUCUGGUCAACCAAGCUCCAGCGUGGCUUGCAUGUUCAAUGGCUACUUCUCCCUCCCGGCCAACACUUCAGAUAUCGAGGACUAUGCUUUACACAGCCUCAGCCUUGCCUGUACCGAGUCCCGCAGCGUUGUUUUAUUGCUAUACCCAGAAACGAUGACCAUAUAUAGAAAGAUGUGGUAUCCAGACGUCGAAAGUCAUCAGCGACGUCAAGUGCGGUGUAAUCCCGCAACAGACACUCUACUCGUCAAAGCCGUGCCGAGCUACUCCUCUGAGCAGAGGCAUCCAAGUUUGUCUCUCAAUAACCCUGGAGAUCUCUACCAUCAAGACUUGGAGAAGUGGUUCCCUCAGAAUGCCGAUAUCUUCGCUAGUUUCCGAUACAUAAUCUCGAGGUUUCGGCAUGUGGUGUUUAGCUUCCUGAGCGACUUCCAAACGCCCAGACCGUUGAUGUUCUCGGGAGCUUUCGACUGCACGCUAUUUCAGCAAUUCUUGAUCUUUUUUGAGCGUCUUGAACAUCUUUAUUUGUGCUCCGAUCCAGAAUACUUGACGGCUGUUAGGGAAUGGGAAAGAGUGGAGAAUAUUGAGGAUCCCCGUGAUGGUUCAAUGGACAACAUGGAUUUGCAGAAUUUUGUCGGUGUUUCGAGUGGUAUUUUGAACUGUGACUACGGCUAUAAUAAUUAUGUGCGAGUUCAUAGUGAACUUUCUGCUGAUAGUGGGGAAUGCUGCUGGGUGCCGAUGCCGAAAGGUUUUGGAGGGAGUUGGUUGUUUUGCUCUAGAGAUGUGUUUGACAAGAAGUGGUGA
Messenger RNA from Venustampulla echinocandica, 1035 nucleotides. RefSeq lists its product as uncharacterized. Bases 1 to 1035 code for a protein of 344 amino acids. The transcript has a single exon. The record is from RefSeq and is a predicted model, not a curated record. Lineage: Eukaryota; Fungi; Ascomycota; Leotiomycetes; Helotiales; Pleuroascaceae.